GAUGUAUUGUGAGGUCGAGCGUGACGUCGGAGUGGAGGUGGUCGGAGGCCCACAUCAGUGUCUGGUCGCCCUCUGGCAGUCACAACCAUACCAUCCUCACUAUCCAAGUCAACCUGGGUGAUGGCUACCCAGAGAAUUAUGACACCAUUACUUUCACUACAAACAACAUUAGUUUCACUCGCAUCAGUGCCCAUAUAUAUAAAGAAUCUACAACACGCGCCCUGCCUGCAGCUGUGAGGCCCGGGUGGCAGGAGUUGAUCUUCAGAGUGACGACGCAGUAUGAAGUAGUCUCCCCCGCCAUCAACACCACAUUCAACAACACCAGAUCUCAACACUUGCCCAUCAGGAGCAUUACGUUUACCGGCAGCAACCUCACACUCGACUGUCAUGAAAAGGUGCGGGUGUGGAGGGUGGACGGGAAGCCGGUGGUGGUGCCUCUAGACAGCUCUCUACACUACUGGAUCACCACCUACGCGAAGACAGAGUCGUCCCCAAGAUUAACGCUGGGAGAGAGGACCAUUAAUCUGGGCUGGGACCACAAUAGCCUGACCACACUGGGACGCAACACGGCUCCUCUUCCUCCCUUCACUCAACAUGUCUUCACAUUGUCGUGUGGAACUGACCGCGUCAUCUACUGUGACGUCAUGCUGGGCGAGACGAGAUCCUCGACGGAGCGCCUCAUACAGAGUCAGUUGCCAGGAGGUCUGUUGGUGGAGAGGUCCUCAGACAAGGCCUUCUACUUUCUGCUCCACCAGGAGGACCCGUUUCCUCCAGCUCCCAUCCAUACUACAAUACUGCCAGACACCCUCGAGGCGACACAUCUUCCUCCAG
This is a messenger RNA of Procambarus clarkii (red swamp crayfish), 831 nucleotides long. NCBI's taxonomy places the organism in Eukaryota, Metazoa, Arthropoda, Malacostraca, Decapoda, Cambaridae. The record is from RefSeq and is a predicted model, not a curated record.